GGGGCUGAGCGCUAGUGCUGCGGACACGGAGGGGCCCAGGGUACAGCCUGGGUGGGGCUGGGGAGAGAAUUCGCUGGCUUCCCGCCCACGAAGCAAUCCCUGCUUAUUGCAAGCACAGAAGCCAAUUGCAAUGGCCUCCCGCACCGGACCCACUGAGCAGCGAAGGGCAGGAAGCCCCAGCCCGGCCAGCGGCAGGAAACCGAAGCGCUCGGUGCUUUGACGAGGACGCGCCCCCGGGUGGCCUUAGGUGUUAACGCCGCCACUUGGAGCAGGUGGGUGGGCGAGUCUCGCAUUCUCUCCGUUUCUGCAGCCAGCCCAGGAUGUGUAGGCAGAGCAGGUGCAUUUUUAAAAGUAGGAUUUGCUGAAUCAGAGCCGUCCAGGACUGCGUGUGCCCAUGUGCUGCAGAAGGGAGGCACCCCCUGGACGCACACUCACUGAUGGAGAAGGAGAUGCCGCUGUUCCACCUUGCCGCUCUCCUGGAAACAACACGGAAAUAACUUCAAGCCAGGAGACUUAGGAAAGGAAAGCUCUGAACACUGGGGGAAGAUGCUGAUGGACAAAAAUACAUCAUCGCUCGCCAACAUCUCCUCCACUGCCCUGUCCUGGGUAAGAGGUGAUGGCAACUGGACAGGGGCAGGCAUUGGUCCCCGGGAGGUGGCUGUUGGACUAAUACUAACCUUUAUAGACUUGAUCACUCUGUUUGGGAAUACAGUGGUUUUUAUCUGCCCUGUGGUGGAGAGGAGGCUGCGUACCGCAACGUACAUGUUUAUUAUGUCCUUAGCCAUGGCAGAUCUCCUCGUUGCUUGUCUGGUCAUGCCAUUUAGCAUAAUUUAUGAGGUGACGGGGAUGUGGCUGUUCGGGAAGCUAUUCUGUAAAGUGUGGAUCUCUUUUGAUGUCAUGUUCUGCACGGCGUCCAUUGUCACAUUGUGCUUUAUCAGUCUGGAUAGAUAUUGCUCCGUGGUGACCCCCUAUCAUUAUUCAAUGAGGAUGUCACGUCGAAGGUGCAUCAUAAUGACCUGCAUGGUCUGGGUAUACUCCUCCCUCAUUUCCUUCCUACCAGUCAUGCAAGGCUGGAAUGAGAUACCUGGUGUAGAUUUUGACGCUGGCAAAGAGUGCAUCUUUGUCACCAACUGGACUUUUGCCAUUGUAGCUUCUGCCCUGGCGUUUUUUGUCCCGUUCAUGAUUAUGUGCAGCAUGUAUUUCUUCAUCUACCGAGCAUCACGACUCAAGGCCACCCGCAUCAUGUCUCAGUCCCUUGAAAUUCACUACCAUCCCAACAGCAAGAGGCAGAACAACCUGCAGCUGGAAAACAAAGCCACUCGGACAAUUAGCAUCAUCAUCUCAGUCUUCAUAUUGUGCUGGUUACCUUACUUUGUUCUGAAUGUAUGGCUAGCUGCUAAAGGUACCAAUUCCACCAGCGCAGUUCUGGUUGAUGCUUUCAAGAUCAUAACUUGGUUAGGUUAUUGCAAUUCUACUAUCAACCCCAUGCUCUACGCCUUUCUGAAUCGGGACUUCCAACGGGCUCUGAAGAAGCUGUUCAUCUGCAGGCGCAGGUCUCAGGUGGAUAUUGGAGAAGAUAUGGUUUCAAUAGCCACCUUUUCCAAGACUGCUCAAGACCCAGAAUACAGCAUUAAAGUCCCAAUGUCCACUGGAGGGCUGAAGAGCAAGCGCAAACCAAGUUCUGGGUUACUUGUUGCAGGAUGAGACAGAUGCAGAGUGUAUGGUGACUGGUGUGUAUUUUUUUUUUUGGCGGGGGGGAAGGGGGGAGUCUAUUAAUUGAACUUUUUUUUUGGAAGAGAUUGGGUGCAAGAUUACAAAUGUAUUUUUAUUUUGGCUGUAAUCUGUGUGAAAUGUGAGCACAGCAGAGUGAUGCCAUAUUGUCCUUUCAUCUUCCUUUGUGCUGUGAACAAAAUUAGUAGCACUUUCUGAAAGAACAGCAAAGGACCUUGAUCCUGCAGCUCAGUUGUCAUAACCAAUUGGCUAGUUUCCCAUUAAAACAAUAUUACACUAUAUAUAAAUAGCAGAAAAGUUUCCUGUGAAUGAUUCAGCCUUCAUGUUGAAAAAGUAGGUGUGAAAACAUGAAUUGUGCUCACUGAGCUCCUUUU
Mauremys reevesii (Reeves's turtle) is the source of this 2105-nucleotide messenger RNA. RefSeq names its product histamine H2 receptor-like. The record is from RefSeq and is a predicted model, not a curated record. Gene Ontology annotation, molecular function: G protein-coupled receptor activity. Bases 547 to 1704 code for a protein of 385 amino acids. Gene Ontology annotation, biological process: adenylate cyclase-activating adrenergic receptor signaling pathway. NCBI's taxonomy places the organism in Eukaryota, Metazoa, Chordata, Testudines, Geoemydidae. The transcript has 4 exons. Gene Ontology annotation, cellular component: membrane.